GAUAAAAGACAUUAUGUCUAAAAUCAUUUGUCGUCCACCUCUGAUUUAUGUGGAGAAUUUGUCAGUUACUUGCGGAGAACAGGUUUGUACUGGUACAGAAUCCAGGAACACUGUUUAGCUUAACAGUCAGCCGUUACAUAACUGAAAUACUGCUGAAAAACGGUGUUAGACCCAAAACAAACAAAACAAAUACAAUCAAAUAUACCCGAAUACAAUUAAGAACGGCAGGAACUCGAAAUGUGUUCUAUUUUGUUUGCUGCCUAAUCUACGUGAAUAUAAAUGUAUUGUAUUAAAUCCCUAACAUGAAGACUAUACAGAUGUUAAGUACAUGUAACAUCGUGAACACGUCUGUGGUGCAAACUGUACAGACAAAAAAGGCCAUUUUUAGAAUUUGCACAUACAUACACUGAAAAUAUGAAAUAAACAACGAGGACAAAAUAGGACAAUGCCAUGGAACUUCCAGUGGCAAAAAAAACUCCACUUUAAAACGGUUCAAGUCAAAUAUGAUGAGAAACAUGAUUUUGCAGAAAUUCGCAAUCAAUCAUGCGUUGUGACAAUGCGAAGAGUCAAUAUCUCACUAGUCCUUCGUUAGACGAUGUAUAUACUAAAGGUAACAUGUCUGGAGGACGACAAAAUGUAUAAUUUUCCUUGCUUGACAGUAUAUUUUAGCUAAGAAAUGAAAUGAUUUUGUUCGGUGUUCACGCGAAAUGAACGACAGAAUAGGAUCGGCAAAUCCAUGAAUUGCGCAAGCAAUUCAUGUUUAAUUUGCCGAUCCUAUGCUGACAAUUGAUUCUGACCAAGAUCAGUCUGCACAUCCGCGCAAUCUGUUACUGGUCUUCACUGAACACCCCUUCAAAUAAUUAAUGGUUCUGCCCAAAUUGAAUGAUGGACCAGUCCAUUUUAUAAAUCUAGUAGGCUAAAGGUUAACAAUUGUUUUUUUUAGAUUUGGAUUCACUGCACCACCAACAGGAUUCAGAACACGACGGGAUUUAAGAACUCUAACAGACGAAGAAUGGAAUAGAACUGUAAACGUUUUCCUUGAAAUGUAUAAGAGUGGUACUCUUCGCGCAUUUGGACGCUUGCAUUCUGAAGUAAAUAAAAAGGCUCAUAAAGGAGCGGCAUUUCUUGUGUGGCAUAGAGUAUUCUUAACACAUUUUGAGGAAGAAAUGCGAAAAAUUGAUCCUAGUGUAUCUCUCCCUUACUGGGACAGCUCUGCUGACUUCUAUAUAGCCAAGCCAACAGAGUCUGUUGUCUGGAGUGACUGUUUCAUGGGCUCAGGGAACGGUGCCAUUUCAGGAUAUUUCGAAAACUUUUACGGGACACAUUAUUCAUAUAUCACCAGAAAUGCAAGCCGUGACUGCAAAGGGAAACUAAUAAGUCUGGACGACGUGAACAAGCUUCUGCAAUUUUGUCAUUUUAAGGUAUGUUUACAGGGAUAG
Messenger RNA from Mercenaria mercenaria, 1439 nucleotides. RefSeq names its product putative tyrosinase-like protein tyr-3. Gene Ontology annotation, molecular function: oxidoreductase activity. Bases 1044 to 1439 code for a protein of 131 amino acids. Lineage: Eukaryota; Metazoa; Mollusca; Bivalvia; Venerida; Veneridae. The record is from RefSeq and is a predicted model, not a curated record. The transcript is spliced from 3 exons.